This is a messenger RNA of Eupeodes corollae, 1739 nucleotides long. RefSeq names its product UDP-glycosyltransferase UGT5-like. The record is from RefSeq and is a predicted model, not a curated record. Gene Ontology annotation, molecular function: UDP-glycosyltransferase activity. The transcript is spliced from 6 exons. NCBI's taxonomy places the organism in Eukaryota, Metazoa, Arthropoda, Insecta, Diptera, Syrphidae. Bases 88 to 1674 code for a protein of 528 amino acids.
CAGCUAGCAUCACUGUAAACAAAAAAGUGUAGAUUCUUGUAGUUUAUUAUUAUUAUUUCAAUGUUUUGAUUGAAAUAUUGAUUAAAUAUGAAUUUCAAACAAAGCUUGGGGCUCUUCUUCGUCCUUAUGCUAACAAUAUCUCAUACAAAUGCAUCCAAAAUACUGGCAGCUUUCGUUUUCCCUGGCAAAAGUCAUGCGAUGAUGUACAAUACCCUAAUCAAAGAGUUGCUGCAUCGAGGACAUGAGGUUACCUUCAUUACGAAUUUCCCUCUGGGGAAGGAUCUAGGAAGUAACUACACCGAAGUACAAAUUCCAGUUUACGAUUUUUGGAAUGAUAUUAAAGUUCACUUUAAGGCCUCAAGUCAUUUUGAUUUAACCACCAUGACAAUGAAAGGUUUUAUGGAAAUGCUCGAUAUCAUUGGUGAAAAAGUUACCGAACAUGCCUUGAAACAACCAAAUGUUCAAGAAAUAUUCAAUCGAACCGACACUAAAGAUGUUUAUGAUCUUCUGUUAGUUUCACAAUUUUAUCAGGAGGCGUUUUUGACAUUGGGACUUAAAUACAAUAUACCUGUGGUUACUUCAAGUACUUUGGGUUAUGAAAAUUUCUACAGUCAUAUGAUGGGAAUUAUCCAGCCCUGGUCAUUUGUACCUCACGGAUUUUUGCCAUACGAUGAUAGAAUGGAUUUUUGGGAAAGAGUCAUAAAUACUAUAAGUUCUUUCUAUGAAGAUGUCUUCAGGGAGUAUGUUUAUUUACCAAAACAGGAUGCUUUGGUGCAGAAGUAUUUGUCACAUUUGCCAAUUAAAUUUCCAAAAAUGUCAGAAAUGGAAAGAAACAUUUCGGUGAUGCUUUUGAAUAGUCAUGCUCCAAUUACAACACCUAGACCAACGAUAGCAGGAAUGGUUAAAGUCGGAGGAUUACACAUUCAGAAACCAAAGUCAUUGCCAACAAAUAUCAAAACUUUCUUGGAUGAAGCCACCCAUGGAGCUAUAUACUUUAGUUUAGGAACCAAUAUUCAGAGUGCCGAUAUGCCUCCGGAGAAGAUCCAAAUCUUCUUGGAUGUCUUCGCUGGUAUGAAACAGAGAGUUCUGUGGAAAUUCGAAGCUGAUAAAAUUCCAAAACUUCCGAAGAACGUUAUGGUUCAGAAAUGGAUGCCACAAAAUGAUAUUUUAGCUCAUCCAAAUGUCAAAGUCUUCAUAACCCACGGUGGAUUGUUUGGCAGUCAGGAAGGUGUCUAUCAUGGAGUGCCUAUGCUGGGAAUGCCUUUCUUCUGUGAUCAGUAUCUCAACAUCAAGAAAGCAACAAAAGCAGGCUAUGCUCUAUCACUAAAUUUCCCAGAAAUCACCAAAGACUCUCUUAAACACUCUCUCACCGAACUUCUGGAGAAUCCCUUCUACAGUGAGAACAUGAAACGAAUUUCCCUCAUUUUUCGAGAUCGUCCAACGAGUGCUUUAGAAACUGCAAUGUAUUGGAUAGAAUAUGUUAUCCGGCAUAAAGGAGCUCCUCAUAUGCGUUCAGCUGGAAUUGAUUUAGCUUGGUAUCAAUUCUAUUUGCUUGAUGUUAUGGCAUUGAUAGCAUUAGUAAUAGCUUCCGUGCUUGGAGUGAUUAUAAUGAUGAUAAGAUAUUUGAUUCAAAUCAGAAGUAAAAGUAGAAAGAUCAAGGUGAAAAGUAGUUAGAUAAGAGUCUUAAGUUAUUUAUAGUUUAUAAAUAUUAAUUAAAUAAAAACAAAACAAACAUUUAA